CCUUGACUGCAAACAACAACAGCCCAUCACAAGAGCUGCCGCCAUGUUCCCCCAACGUUGUGCAACCAACAAGCCUUGCGCGGCCGUUCUCGGACAAUUGGACCAGUCAAGGGCCUUGGGGACGGGAGGCGACACAUUUUUUUUGAACAUCGCGUGCUUGCAGAGGAGACGUUCUUGGGGGCUCAAUUUGGAAUGAUUUACUAAUCAGUCACUUGGACUUGUCUGUCGUCUCACGCCAUGUAGGCUGAUUGAACUGCUCCCUGCGUUUUCUCGACUUUGGCCGUAGUCUGCGUUCCCGACUCGUCCAUUCUUCUACCCCGCCAACGUCAUCAUGGCGCCUGUCAACGUUGUCCACCUACCCAACGGCCAGAAUCUCACAGUAACGCCGGUAUUUGGCGGUCUUUUCUUCAAGUCCAGCGACAUCCAAACCCAUUCGCAUUUCCCGCCUGGUUGGACAGUUGUGCUCAAUUCGGAAGAUGAAGCUGCCGGCGAGGAACAGGAGCAACAGCUGCAGCCGCAGGAGGGUGAAGAAGACCUAUUUCCUCCGCGUCGUGUGCAUCGGUUCAAGCGACCAACCCUAACUGGCGACCACCUCUACAUAUCUUCCAUCUCGAAUCCGAGUAGCAAUGAAUUCAGGCCCGCUGCGUCACCGACGCGCCAAAUCGCCAUGAUGCUGUGGGCGACGCUGUACUGGUAUUUCCACCAGCCCGAGCCAACGCUGCAGGUCACAAACACACUGUCCAAGAAUACGGCCGAUGCAGGAAAGCCCAAAGGAGAGUGGCGCAUCAACAUCAACAGAGAAGGCGUGUUCAAGGGCAGGGUCGUGCUGCCCAAGCUCGAGCGCAUGAGUCUUAUAGCCACUGAGGAUUCAACAGUGGGCUGCGCCCAAGACGAAUCAUCACCCGAAGGCUGGUCGCGCAUGUUCGUUAGCCGGAGGACCUUUUGGCAGUUGGAUCCUAGAAUCUACCUCUUUACCCUUUCGCCGUUGGCUACACCCUUUCCAACAGCUUCACCAUAUCCUUCGCGACCGGCGUCGCCCGCCGCUGUAGCUGACGUGAAAAAAGAACAGCAGACGGAUCAGAUCUCGCAAGGUCUGUGGUCGCCCACCGCACCGGGUCCCUUCCACUCGAGCUCGCACCUGCCCACCUACUAUCCUCCGCCCCCAGCGCAGUAUGUCUUCACGAACAAUACCCGCCACCCCAUACGUCCGAAGCCACCGCGGCAGGGUGAGGUACUAUACACCAGAUACAUUCCCAGCGUUGGACAAUACCUAUCAUUCCGUGUGGCUUCGCUUUCAGCAAAGGCAGUGCGUCAUCAAGGUCCUGUGUCUGACCACGUACCUAAUCCGUAUCGGCUGAGUGGCACUGCCGCACCCGAUUCUCCAACCUCUGUGACGAACAAUGGCAUGUCUGAUGUGGAAUACCUGCACAAGUGGAUGAACGAUGCCCGCGUCUCACACUUUUGGGGUGAAGCAGGCCCUCAGUCCCACCAAGAAGAGUUCCUCAAGAAUGGCUUGCGGUCGAAAAAUUCUUUCCCUGUCAUCGGAUGUUGGGAUGGAAAACCUUUUGGCUACUUUGAGAUCUACUGGGUCAAGGAGGAUAACCUUGGCAAGUAUUUGCCUAUGGUCGGUGACUAUGACCGAGGCUUUCAUUGUUUGGUGGGCGAACAGGAGUUUCGGGGUCCGCAUAGGAUCAGGAUAUGGCUAAGCGCGUUAGUGCACUACUGUUGGCUUGCGGACAACCGGACUGAAAGAGUCAUGCUUGAGCCAAGGGUCGACAACGAAAAGCUUGCAAACUAUCUCCAAGAAGCUGGUUUCUACAAGGAGCGCGAGAUUAGUCUCCCGCACAAGCAGAGCAACCUUUUCAAGAUCAAUCGCGACGUGUGGCGAGGGCCAGCACUGUGAGCCCGCGGAGACGGGAAUAAUUGUGGAGUUGGGCAGAGCCGCAUGAACGCCCGCUUGGGGAAUAGAAUUUUGUGGAGUACCCAAGGGGAGGGGAGAUAGCACGGUCCAGGCUAUGUUUGCGUACAUAGUACUACAGUCGAAUACAUGCAUGUCUAUUAUGCCGAUUGUCGUCCUAAUGCCGGCCUGUCAGAAAUCGUAUCGAACAGGAUUGGUACCGAU
Messenger RNA from Bipolaris sorokiniana ND90Pr, 2122 nucleotides. RefSeq lists its product as uncharacterized. Bases 332 to 1903 code for a protein of 523 amino acids. Gene Ontology annotation, biological process: siderophore biosynthetic process. Lineage: Eukaryota; Fungi; Ascomycota; Dothideomycetes; Pleosporales; Pleosporaceae. The record is from RefSeq and is a predicted model, not a curated record. The transcript has 2 exons.